This is a messenger RNA of Tigriopus californicus, 1531 nucleotides long. RefSeq lists its product as uncharacterized. NCBI's taxonomy places the organism in Eukaryota, Metazoa, Arthropoda, Copepoda, Harpacticoida, Harpacticidae. Bases 138 to 1322 code for a protein of 394 amino acids. The record is from RefSeq and is a predicted model, not a curated record. Gene Ontology annotation, biological process: positive regulation of protein polymerization; microtubule polymerization; microtubule bundle formation. Gene Ontology annotation, cellular component: microtubule. The transcript is spliced from 6 exons. Gene Ontology annotation, molecular function: tubulin binding.
ACUUUUGGCCUUGCUCACGCCCGCCUAGGCUUAUUUGGUUUGACCCUCAAGACCAUCCGAGCAAAGGCUUCAUUCCUGUUUGGUCUUCUGAGAAGUGUGCAAGGUUGCUGAGCGUUUCACGGCCAAUUAUGUGAGGCAUGACCCCGCAACUCCCCUCUCAGGUCGGAUUUUAUCUUUUGCCCCCCGAACAAAAAUCAAAGCGACGGAAGCAUCCAAGACCAUUAGUUCCCAGACAUUGGAAGUCUCAGUCGCACUUGGACGUGAUCACUGAAGCUAGUGAAGAGUCCAGGAACUCUACACCGAACACAUCAUCCACCCUUACUCAACUGCUAUCGCCCACGUUGUUGAGGAAAAACACUGCCUUGCCUGGACUCAUGUUUGACCGACCCACACGUCAUCCAUCAUUGGACGACCUGAGGGGUUACGGUCGCAAUAUGAGCUACGAUCGUGAAAGCCCUGGCCAGAGGCUCGAUGGGCUAAAACUGCCACCUAUUGCCAAUAACAACUUGCCAUAUGAUCACACCAAAUGCCUCCAUCCUCAGUCCAGGAUUUGCGAGAACCUCCGCUACAAUCUGCACCAAUUGAGGAUCCGGAACUUCGAGGACACUUACCAAACAAUCAUCGACGCCGUGGUCAUUGGUCCAGCUGAAGUGGAGGCUGUCGACGUGGAAGAGGUUUUGGGAAUCAGUACUGACGAAUAUCUUCGAAGCAAGUUCAAGAGGAGUGUGCCAUCCAAACUGGAAGACGUAGGUUCCCGACAAGAGUCACAAGACAGCGUGGAAGAGGAGGAGGUACCCCAGCCCAGUCACCCUCAACCGAACACCUCAAAGCGGAUCCCUGUUCCUCCGCCGCCACCGGUUGAGUACCCAGAUUAUCGCUUUGGGUACAAGGGCAAAUCGGGUGGACCUCAUUUUGAAGUGGAGAGUCGUGGCUUGAGGAUGAGGCGAUACUCCAUGUUGUUGUCACGACCGGGAUUGAGACGGCAAUUCGACCGAUUCGCUCGAUAUGGCGAACCCAGAGCGACGGGUGACUUUAUCACUCUGUCCCAAACCGAAAAGUGGUUCAAGCAAGCCGGAGUUAUUGACAACUGGAACGUCACCACUACCGACACUGCCAUUUAUUUUCGUAAAAUAAGCAAGGGCUCCAAAUGGGUUGAUUAUGACAAUUGGCGCAUCUUCUUGGAAGAGUUGGCCUGGAGGAAGCGCCUGAACUUGGAUUACCUCAUUGACCGGCUAGAGCUGACUGGAAAACCACCGGUGACAAAUAGCUCUGUGCAGACGAAGAAUGGAAAGAAUGCUUUAAUCAAGCCUAAGGGUACCUAGGACAUUCCAGUACGUUCCUCCGCCAACUCAGCAACCGCAACCAACUGGCUCCAAGCAUCAUUACGAGAGAAAACUUCAUCACAAUCGCUUCGCUUCCCAUGACCGCCGUAGAAAUUAUUGAUCAUUGAAAGCCAUUCUUCAUAUUCUUUUGUUCUCCUCAAGAUUUUUAUGAAAUGAAUCAACGAAAUCAAGUACAAUAUGAAACAAGA